AUCUCUCUCAGACUCACCGCAGAUCAUUUUAUAAUCUGCUGCCAUACACUGUCCCACUGAACCACCCACUUUGGGGUUCCGAGACCUGCAACAAACCCUACAGAGGGCUUGUGUGCGCGGGAGAGAAGCGUAGACGAGAGACCAAUAAUGACACUGGGUACAAUGACCACGAACCCUGAAGUACGAAGGUUCCGUCCCCGUCUACACUGCAUGUGGGAGACUAGCCGCUCUCGUCGACAUCUCUCGAGCUUCGUGACAGGUUUCCCGACAUUCUCUUAAUCAUACCAACUACAUUAACACAGGCCGCCUGUAUGCCUAAGAAAGCUUCUACUUCGAAGUGUGCAUAUGCGUGGGAGUGUACUGUAGACCGCCUGCCCUAAGUCGGUUAUUUCUCCUUGCAUUGCAAAGUGCUAAGGUGUCGGAUAGUCAACAUAAUUUUUCAGCACUUUGAUGUUGAGAUGCCACGACCCAUCAUCCAGAGUUUGUGUUUCAGUGGCGGAUGCCGCUGGUAUUACGGAACAAACACUACAGGAGGGUGGUCAGGAGCCCGGAAAAGAGAAGACCAACAGCCAAAACGUUGGCAGGAGAACGCAAAAGGCAACUGGACAGAAGCUCUAGCCAAAUAAAGGCAAAUACCUCAUAGCGCUGAAGCACAUGAUGGCAUGACGCCCAAAGGCACUCUUCGCGUAUCUCCCUUUUCGUCUUCUUGCAUAUACCUUUCUAUGGUACUAAAGGCUGAUAUCCGCUGUGAAAGCCGACAUAAUAACUCUCAAAGUGAUACUCAAUACUCUUUACCUUGGGAGUCAUGUCCCAGAGACGGGUGUCGUACUAUUAUGAUCCUGAUGUUGGAGCAUAUACCUAUGGACCACAACAUCCGAUGAGACCACAGAGGAUGAAGAUAACGCACGAGUUGGUGUCAGUGUAUGGGAUGUUGGACAAGAUGACUGUUCUGAGGGCGAAACGCGCUACUGCGGAACAGAUGACACGCUUUCAUACAGACGAGUAUGUGGAUUUCCUAGCCAGAAUCGCACCCGAGUUGACGCAUGAUGUCCCGUAUCAUGGCUCGUAUCCAAUGGCACUACAUGAGGACAACCCGCCGUGGGAAGGGUUAUUUGAGUUCUGUUCACUUAGUGCGGGAGGUUCGAUAGCGGCAUCCCAAAGAAUAGCAAGCGGCGCGACAGAUAUUGCAAUUAACUGGGCCGGCGGGCUGCACCACGCCAAAAAACGCGAAGCCUCCGGAUUCUGCUAUAUCAAUGACAUCGUACUUGGUAUACUUGAAAUGCUACGAGUCUUUCCUCGCGUCCUCUAUAUCGAUAUUGAUUGUCAUCAUGGAGACGGAGUUGAAGAAGCAUUUUACACGACGAACAGGGUCAUGACGUGCUCAUUUCACAAGUUUGGAGAGUACUUUCCUGGAACGGGAACGCAGGAUGACAAGGGCCGGGGGGAGGGGAGGGGAUAUGCAUUGAAUGUACCAUUCAAGGAUGGGUUAGGGGAUGACUCGUUAAAGAGUGUGUUUGAACCGGUCAUACGACGUGUAAUCGAAGUCUUCCAACCUUGCUCCAUAGUCCUGCAAUGCGGCGCCGACUCGGUCGCAGGAGACAAGUUGGGCUGUUUCAACGUCACCAUGAACGGACACUCCAAUUGCGUACAGUUCGUACGUUCAUUCGGGAUCCCUUUCAUGAUGGUGGGCGGUGGCGGAUAUACUGUCAAGAACGUCGCUAGAACAUGGACGUAUGAAACUGCAUGUGCACUUGGAGUGGAAAAGGAGAUUGAUCCAGUGUUGCCGUGGAAUGAGUAUUUCGAGUGGUUUGGACCAAGAUAUCGGUUAGAGGUGCUACCCAAUAAUAUGGAGGAUUUAAAUGUGAGGGAUAGCAGUUUGAAUAAAGUCAGAGAGAUCGCGAUGCAGCAGCUUCAGGAAAUCACACCCGCGCCUUCGGUGGCGCUGCAAGAUGUACCAAAGGAAAGCUUGGGUCAUCAUCUUGGGUUCUCGAGUCAUGAAAUAUCGGGACAUGACAGAUUAGAUGAACAGCUCGCACAACACUCGAGAUUCGUAUAUAACCUAAACGAUUCCUCUUCAACUUCCUCAGAUGAAUCGUCCGAGUACGACUCCGAUGCGUCAGAAUACUCACAAUCGCGGUCUCGCUCACGACAUGUGAAUAAGUCGACUCGAACGAAACGCGCAUCUCGAAAGGCAUACUCUUCAGGGUCAUAUGCACAGCAAAACUCCCAUUCGGCGAUGACAAGGGGGAAGAAGCGGAUGAGUAUCAUGACGAACCAGUGGGUGGACGCUUUAGCUUAUGAGUUCGGACUUGGACUUGGGCUUCACAUGCCUUCAAACAACACCUUACCCAGUGCAGCGUCGCCGACGCCAUCUACAAGAGAUAGCAGGGAAGGCGAAAGGGAGAGGGAAAAGACUGGGAAAACGAAAAGAAGAUUCUUUGAGAGUUCGGCGAGGUGGGAUGAAGGUGCGGGAAGGGUUCUGGUUGAGCAUGAGAGAGGGAUGUAUGAAAUUGAAAGGGAUCUUGGGUGGCAUACUGUCGUCAAUGGACGGCGGUGGAUAGAGAGUAGCGGGUCAGGGAGGGGUGACGGCGACGAGGGAAGGGAAGGAGACGAGAGUAUUGGGGGCGACGAUGAGCUGGGCGAGGGUGAAAUGGAUAUUGAUGAUGAGGAGAGCUAGCUUAAUGUUUGAUUUUCUGUCGAUGUGUGAUUGUUCUCCGAUUGCUUGCUUUCGUUGUGUUUUGCUGUAUUUAUAUUGUAAUAGAUUGUACGCGUAGUUUUACAUACUUACAUUUGAAAGGAAGACCUGAUUGAGCUG
Molecule: messenger RNA, 2815 nt
Organism: Somion occarium
Lineage: Eukaryota; Fungi; Basidiomycota; Agaricomycetes; Polyporales; Cerrenaceae
Source: the annotation of a GenBank genome assembly